AUGUCUAGUAUAAUGCGAAGUCUCUUAUUAUUAAGUAUUAUUCUGUUUAUUUCCCACAACCUUGUGGGUGUUGUUCUGGUUGGUGGUAAAAAUAAUAAGAAUGAACGCACCGCCGAUGAGUGUCGCUCACUUGGCUUUGAAAAGGGAGAAGUGAAGUGUCGUUAUUGUCCAUCACUCCUCCAACACACAGAGAGUGCGGCCCUUCAUCAAGAGUGUCUCUCCUGUUGUACGGAGGAUGAUCAGACAGAGAAGCGUAUUUACACACAUGCUCGUAUUGAAUUAAGAUCCGUAGAGAAUGAACUGAGUGAACCACGUAGUGAAAUCACAAUGUUUCACCGCGACUAUAAAGAGAAGUUUGGAUCACGUUUAACAUUUGUAACGAGAUAUAAUGCGUGGUGGCCUCGUCUUGUGCUGGAAGAUAAAAACAGCGGAGCGGAGUUGGAGGUGAGUUUAGCGGGAUGGACAAAAGAUAGUUUGCAUGACUAUUUAGUACAGGCAUUUGGUAUGGAAAGUUAA
This is a messenger RNA of Trypanosoma theileri, 516 nucleotides long. RefSeq lists its product as uncharacterized. Gene Ontology annotation, molecular function: oxidoreductase activity. The transcript has a single exon. NCBI's taxonomy places the organism in Eukaryota, Euglenozoa, Kinetoplastea, Trypanosomatida, Trypanosomatidae. The coding region runs from base 1 to 516 and encodes 171 amino acids. The record is from RefSeq and is a predicted model, not a curated record. Gene Ontology annotation, cellular component: endoplasmic reticulum lumen.